AUGGAUAAUUCUUUAUCUGAUUAUGAUUAUCUGCAUAAAGGUGUCGCUUCUUUUACAGCCCCUUCGGUAGAAAUUCUUCGAGUAAAAGAGCUAUUACCAAAUUUGAAUGAAAAUGCAUGGAAAUCUCAAAGUAAAUGCAAUCACUGUAAAACACAUAUACGAAGAAAUGCCGCAUUAAUUGAAAAACUUCACGUUUGGUAAGCUUUAUUUAGUCGAUUUUGCUUUAAUGCCUUUUGCUCUGCGUGCUCCUGCUUAAUAGCACUUCAUCCUGAAACUCAUGAUUUGCAACGAAUUUGUGUGAAAUGCUACUGAUAUUUUCUACGGAAAAAUAUGGCUAGGAUUAAUAAAGACGUCCCUAAUUGUUAACCUUAUCCUAUUUAUUAUAUGAAAUAUAAUAAUGACUACCAAUAGGUAUGCUAUUAUUCAUUAUAAUUAGGUAUAUCAAAUCACAAUAUAAAAACGAGAUCGAAGGAAUAAUUAACGAAGAAAGCCAGAAAAGAAAGGAAAUUACCCAAGAAAAAGAAAAAAUAAUUGAGGAAAUUAAAAACUGUAAAGAAAAUAUUGAACAAUUAAAAAGGGAAUAUAAAAAUUUGCAUUCAAAGAUUUUUGCUGAGAAGGCUAAUACGAGAAAUAAUGGGAAUGCUAGUAAGGUGUCUGAUAGAGUUGUGAUAAAUGAAUUAUUGAAGAAAUUAAAGGAGCAAGAACUUGACAUAGUAAAUGUAAAAAAUGAAGUUGAAUUAAUGAAGACAAGGAAAAACAACACAAUAAAUAUGAAUCCUACUUGUCUAGAGUGUUCAAUUUUUUAA
Messenger RNA from Blepharisma stoltei, 806 nucleotides. Lineage: Eukaryota; Ciliophora; Heterotrichea; Heterotrichida; Blepharismidae. The record is from the annotation of a GenBank genome assembly.